AUGAGCGACGAUGAACCGGACGUCGCGGCGGAGUGGACGUGCGCGAUCUGCCAGGAUGUGUUGCUCGCGCCCGUGGUGACUCCCUGCGGCCACGCGUUCGACGAGCGCUGCCUCCUGUCGUGGACGAAGGACCACGGCACGUGCCCGGUGUGCCGGAGCGAGAUCCCGCGGGCCGGCUACGCGGUCUGCGGCGCGCUCCGCGCGGCGGUCGAGCGCUGCGCGGGCGACGCGGUGUCGCGGCGCCGCGCGUUCCGCGCGGGCGCGGAGGACUUCGUGACGCUCGCGCGGUCGACGGCGCCGGAGACGCCGCGGAAGCUGCGCGCGGAGGCGCUGCGGACGCCGCGGCUCGUCGCCGAGCGGCGCGAGAGCGACGGCGCGACGGCGCUCAUCGCGGCGGCGCGCGCGGGCGCCGCGGACAACGUCGCGCAGCUCCUCCGCCUCGGCGCCGCGGUCGGCGCGCGCGACGGCGCCGGCCGCGACGCGCUCGCGAGCGCCGGCUCGGCGGCGGUCGUCGCGGUCCUCUACGACCGCUACGACGACGCCGCGCGCCGCGCCGCGGUCGCCGCGGUCGUCGCGCGCGUCGCGCGCCGCCACGACCUCGCGGUGGAGGCCCUCGCGGCGCUGCUCGAGCGCGGCGCGCCGAUACCGACGACCGCGUUCGCGUCGCGCGCCGUCUUGCUCGACGUCGACCUGACCGCCGCCUUCCUCGCGCGCCUCGCGUGGCGCGGCGACGGAGCGGAGGGCGCCGGCUUCUACGACGCGCGCGAGCCCGGGCGACGCCACGGCGACGCCGUGCUCGUCACGGCCGUCCAGGAGGGCGCGAGCGCCGAAGUCGUCCGGGCGCUCCUCGACGCGGGAGCGGACCCGCGCGGCCGCGACGACGAGGGCGUGCCGCCGCUCUUCGCCGCGGCGACGUCCGGCUGCGAGCGCAAGCUGCGGGCGAUCCUCGAUGCGGCGGCGCCGCUCUCGAGCGACGACGUCAACGGCCUCCACUGGAACCAGGACACGGAGCGCGUCGAGAGCGCGCUCGCGGCCGCGGUCGCCGCCGACGACGUCCCCGGCGAGGCGCCGACCGUCGAACUCCUCCUCCAGUCCGGCCUCUGCGAUCUCGACGUCGAGGACGACGACGGCGACACGCCACUCCUGCGGGCCGCGGCGCUCAAGCGCGUCGGCGCCGUCGAGGCGCUCCUCGCGGCGCAGCGCUUCGCGAACCUCGACAAGGCGUCCUCGGGCGACGGCUCGACGCCCCUGAUACGGGCGCUCCUCCCGCGCGACGGCGACUCGGACGACGACGGCGACGACGACGCCGCCGAGGCCAUUGUGAAGGCGCUGCUCGAGGCCGGCGCGGAUCCGAAUCUGCACCGGUCCUCCGACCUCGCCUACCCCACGGUCCUCGCCGUCGCACACCGCGCGGACGCUCCGGCGAUCCUCGAGGCGCUCCUCGAGCACGGCGCGCGGCCCGACGCGCCCUCGGGCCAUCUCCUGGCCGACAACCCGGAGCGCGGCAGAGGGUUCCUGUUCGGGGAGCGCAGCCAAAGCGAUCCGUACGCGGGCAAGGACCGCUACUAUCAGCCGCUCGAGCUCGCCGUCCGACACGAGAAGUGGUCGUCGGCCGCGGCGCUCCUCCGCGCGCAGCAUCGCGAGCGCGCGGCGCGCGCGGAAUCCGCGGCCGAGGAAGGCCAUCGCUUCUUCUAUGAGGCUCGCGACGCGCUCGACACGGCUUUAGAGCUGGCCUCUUCUACGAGUGUCACGCUGGCCUUCGCGCAGCAGAUCGUCGAGUUCUGCUUGGAACACGAGCCCGCGGCGCUCGAGCUUCCGAGGCCGUUCCGAAGGUGGUACUCCCGGGAGUCGGCGCUCCACGCGGCCGCGGCCGCGGGCGCGGCGCAAAUCUGCGGCUUGCUGCUGCGCGCGGACGACGGGCGCUGGCGCGAGGCGCGCGAUACCAUCUCGGCGAGCCGCGACGUGCCGGCGACGCCCCUCAUGCUCGCGAUCAUCGACGAGAGCCGGCUCUCGGCGGCGGAGCUCGCGGCCGCGCGCGGCUUUGGCGACGUCGUCGAGACCAUGGUCGCCCGCGCGCCCGAGGCACGCGCGGCCGCGCUCGUCGUCGCCGCCGCUCGGGGCCAGGCGGCCGUCGUCGCGAAGCUCGACGUCGGAACGAGAGCCGGGUGGGACCGUCCUCUAUCGCCGCAAGACGCGGGCGCCUGGCACGAUCCUCUCGCGGCGGCCGCGCCGGACCGCCGCGCGGCCACGUGGUACGAUCCGCGGCGCCUCGACGGCCCGACUCGGCUGCUCGUCGCGGCGGUCGUCGGCGGCGACGUUGCCGUCCUCCGCACGCUGCUCGACGCGGGCCUCCGCGCCGGGCCCGUCCGACCGCCGCCCGAGCGGGCGGGCCCGUCCGCGGUCGUCGAAGCGCCGCCGCCGAAGCGCCGCCGCGCCGCCGCGGCCGCCGCGGAACUCGCGUCGCCGGGGCCGGGCCCGCGGCUCGCGAUGCUCGCGACGCUCCUCGGUCACCACGACUGCCUGCGCGAGCUCCUGGCCCGCGACUGGUGCGCGACCGGCGUCGCGCCCGACGCGCCGCGCCGGCCGGACGGCGCCCCGGGCUUCGGCCCGCUCCACGCGGCCGCGCUCCUCGACGACGCGCGCGCCGCCGACGCGCUCCUCUCGGCCGAGGGCGCGCGCGCCGCCGAGGCCUGCGACGCGCGCGACGCCAAGGGCCUGACGCCGCUGCACUACGCGGCGAUCGGAGGCUUCGAGUUCGUCGCCGACGAAUGCGGCGGCGCCGACAGUCUGCGGCCUUUGGAAUGCUACGACCAGGUCUUCGCCUGGACCGCGCUGCCGGGCGACGACGACGAAUGCGACGUCGCGAACUACGGGAGCGUCGCGCCGCGGCGCGAGGACGGCGCGUCGAGUCUCCCGGUCCUCCGAAGGAUCCUCGACGCGGGAGCGUCGCCCGCGCUCGUCGUCUCUCCCGUCAAUGGCGGCAGGAAGUGGGAUGAUACGUCGAUGCUCGGCUUGACGCCGCUCGAGCUCGCGGUCUACGGCCGCCGCGCGGCGCUCGUCGAGCCGCUCCUCGCGGCCGCGGCGAGCGCCACGAGGCGUCGCGCCCGGCCGCCCGCGGCGUUGACGCGGGCCGUGCGCGCGGUCCGCCGGGAGCGCGGCGGCGGAGACGAGUCCGGCGCCACGGGCGCGCUCGAACUGAUCCGCGCGCAGCUCGCCAGCAGCACUGCGCUCACCCUGGAGCCCCUGCGAAGUCUUACUUACAGGAACUCCCUCGGGUCCUGGAAGGGCGAGUAG
Messenger RNA from Aureococcus anophagefferens, 3294 nucleotides. RefSeq lists its product as hypothetical. Gene Ontology annotation, molecular function: protein binding. NCBI's taxonomy places the organism in Eukaryota, Pelagophyceae, Pelagomonadales, Pelagomonadaceae. The coding region runs from base 1 to 3294 and encodes 1097 amino acids. The transcript is spliced from 3 exons. The record is from RefSeq and is a predicted model, not a curated record.